Molecule: messenger RNA, 789 nt
Organism: Achroia grisella
Lineage: Eukaryota; Metazoa; Arthropoda; Insecta; Lepidoptera; Pyralidae
Exons: 1
Coding region: 1-789 (262 amino acids)
Source: RefSeq, a predicted model, not a curated record
AUGAAUGUUUAUGACUACAAUUCAUCUGUACACUCAUCGGUGGCAUCGUCACAACGUAGCACUUUUGUUGAUAUAAAUGAAAUAAAAAAAUAUAUUAAGGACCUAUUGAAAUCUAGAAUUUUCUUAGGUCGAUAUAUAGAGAGAAGAUUGGUAGACCAGCGGAUAGGCUAUCGGGACAUUGUCUUAGUAAAUGCUGCAGAAUCCGAGUUAAAAAGAGACUUGUUAGAAGGACUUCAAAAGUUACGUCUUGUUUGUGGGUCUCACUGGAUUGGCAUUACAGACACAGAAGGACAGGGUUCGCCUGGAAUUCAUAUAUGGACGGAAAUAGAGAACCAACCAUUUGGACCUUUUUGGUUUCAAAUUAAAACCAUAAAAUUUAGAGAAUACGAAGUUAUUGUUGUACUUAAGUGUAUUAGGCAUAUAACUGAUGCCUUUAUGGAGUUAGAGCCCAUAUUAGCUGGUGGUAUCAAGAAACGGAAACAAGAAAAUAACUUAAAUACUUCUGACAAUAUUUCAUUGUGUGAAUCUUAUAAAGAAACUGUUGAUGAUUUGAAAAGUGCUCUUUCUAUAACCAAUGUUAAAGAAUUUUUUAUAUUAUUGUUUGCAUUUAUAAUUACCAUAUUUACUGGGAUUACAGUAUUUGUUAACUUUCUUAGUAAUUUUAUGUUAGCACUAAUAAGGGAAAUCUCUAUUUUAAUUCAAAGUUUAACACCUAUGUUUUUAGGUGUAUUAAAUUUUUUUAGUAAUAUAGUGAGGUUGCGUGUGAGUGUGAAGGUGCGAGUGGGAUGA